CCCAAAUGCCAAAUUCCAACCCUAACCUAAUCCCCUUCCUCCCAGGUUCUCUGGUUCUCACUCUUUCUCUCUCUAGUUCUCUAUCCUUGGCUCUCUCUCCCUCCCGAUCUUUCUCUAGUUCUCUAUCUGGCCGAAUUACAGGCCUACUCCCACCUCUUUCGAGCUCCCUACCUCAGUUCUCUGUCUCACUCACAUCCUUCCCACUCACGGCCUCUGGCUUUCCAUAAAAGCUAAGCAGGCCUCAGAAACCUCAGUCCUAAAGCCUUCCUCAAGUCCCGGACAAAGAUGAGACCUUUAGAUGAGACUGAGACCACGGCAGUGUUCGAAAAGCUUUUCAAGUUCACAGGCAACAACCUCAAAAACAUAGUUGAGAACCCUUCUCAUGAAGGCCCAGACCCAGAUUCAGGCCGUUAUUGCUUUCGCCUCCACAAGAACAAGGUCUACUAUGUUAGCGAAUCACUAGUAAAGCGUGCUACAAAUAUAGCUCGGACUCAGUUAGUCUCUCUGGGCACUUGUAUCGGUAGGUUUACUCAUGGUGGUAGUUUCCACUUAACAGUUCAGUGCUUGAGUUUAGUGGCCUCAAAUGCUAAACACAAGGUCUGGCUCAAACCUACCUCUGAGAUGUCGUUCUUGUACGGAAACCAUGUCUUGAAAGGUGGUUUGGGGAGGAUUACAGAGAAUAUUGUGCCAGGUGAUGGUGUGGUGGUGUUUUCGAUGUCAGAUGUUCCUUUGGGUUUCGGGAUUGCGGCCAAGUCUACUCAGGAUUGUAGGAAGUUGGAUCCCAAUGGAAUUGUGGUGCUUCACCAGACGGAUAUUGGAGAGUACUUGAGGAUGGAGGAUGAUCUUUGAAUAAUUGGACGGGAUUUUGGGUGGUUUUGAUAGAUAUUUGUGUGGGUUAUGUAAGUCGGAUCUAUUUGCUUUUGAUCAAUCUGAGCUUUAAGUCUUUUGGGAUGUGGA
Molecule: messenger RNA, 957 nt
Organism: Prunus avium (sweet cherry)
Lineage: Eukaryota; Viridiplantae; Streptophyta; Magnoliopsida; Rosales; Rosaceae
Source: RefSeq, a predicted model, not a curated record